Molecule: messenger RNA, 1677 nt
Organism: Ramularia collo-cygni
Lineage: Eukaryota; Fungi; Ascomycota; Dothideomycetes; Mycosphaerellales; Mycosphaerellaceae
Product: related to cystathionine beta-lyases/cystathionine gamma-synthases
Exons: 4
Coding region: 1-1677 (558 amino acids)
Biological process (GO): transsulfuration
Molecular function (GO): cystathionine gamma-synthase activity; pyridoxal phosphate binding
Source: RefSeq, a predicted model, not a curated record
AUGAGGUCAACUUCACCGCAUGCGCUACCGAUCGGGACUUCUCAGCCACCUAAAGAUGACCAUGCUGUGAGUGCGUCACUUCCAACGUGGCAUUCAAUUGAGAGCUGGUCACGACGAGAGCCAUGGGUCGUGCAGACAAUGACAUCUGGAUAUCCAAGGCUUUUCGUCAACACCAUCAUACAAAGUCUGAGUAGUGCGGUGCUGCAAAGGCUUGGUAUGAAAGACGGGAACACAGGUUGCAUGGUUCUUCCCUCAAAGCCUGCAGCACAGCGAUUGAUCGCAAGCUUGGAGAUUGGCAAUGCGAAGCACUACGUGUCCCCACGCAUUCUCUUUCACUCGUCGAAAGCACAACAUGAUGAUGCACUUCACUGGGCAGCAUUUCAUGUUGUACUUUACGCCACCGAGCUGAGCACCGAAGCCAUGGCAUUUUGGUGUGAGACGGGUGACGGCAUUUCUAGUCGACAUGCGCAGUAUGCCCUGGAGAACUUCGAAUACCUCGAGUCGCAAUCUGAGGUUUCGUCCUUGUGCACACGUCCGAGAGUUGACGAGCUUUGUGCUGGCUCUAGAACCACGAUCCUGCUUCCCUCGUUUGAUACUCGGGCUGGAGAACUCGCUCAAGUAAAGGCUGUGCUAGCCGCCUGUGCAGUUUCAGAUGACCCGUCUCAAGAGCGGAUAACUCCGUCAGACAUAUUUCUCUAUUCAAAGGGGCUCUGUGGAAUCUUCGCAGUUUCACGGUCUCUCGUCCCCGGUGACUCCGUGGGAAAGUCAACAGCUGUGAUAUAUGGAUGGCCAUACGGCGGAACCGUCAAGUGCGUGGGGCGCAGUGGCUGGGACCAAGUCAUACUCUAUGGAAAAGGCCUUGAUACGGACCUGGACGAUCUGGAGCAAAAGCUCCGGGACGGCAUGCGAAUUGAUGUUCUGUUCUGCGAGCUACCCAGCAAUCCACAACUGGCAUCCCCAGACCUGCACCGAAUCCGGCACUUGGCCAACCAGUACCAAUUCGUUGUGGCAUGCGACGAAACUCUGGGAACGCUUAUCAACGUGGACAUCAUCCCUUUUGUUGACAUUGCCAUGACAAGCCUGACCAAGAUCUUCAGCGGAGCAGCAAAUGUCAUGGGUGGAAGCGUCAUGGUCAACCCACGGUCACCUUUCCAUGCACACAUCGUUGCCCGCCUGAAGGCAACAGGAGGGGACGUGAUGUUCCCAACCGACGUGAGCGUUUUAGCGUCGAAUUGUGUCGACUUUGAAGAACGCGUCCGCUAUUGCAACCAAAGUGCACUGGCCGCCGCAAAUCUUAUUUCCAAGCACGCUCUGGUAUCACAGGUGAAUUAUCCGACAAUGGUUCCCACACGCCAUCUAUACGAAAGAUACCGUCGUCCGACUGGAGGAUACGGGUAUGUUUUGAGCAUCAUAUUCCACRAACCACAAGCCGCCGUGGCAUUCUAUGAUGCUCUUGAUGUUUGCAAAGGGACAAGCAUUGGUGCAAACUUCACACUUGCAGUUCCUUAUUCACAGCUCGUUCACUUUCGCGAGCUUGAAUUUGCUGCGGCCCAUGGAGUAUUCCCGCACAUCGUGCGCAUCAGUGUCGGGUUGGACGAGACCUCCAAGCUGCUGGAUCGAAUCAGGAAUGCUCUUGCUGCAGCGGAGGCUACUCAAAACUUGGCAUUGGAUUCAUAG